AAGAGAGAAUCUCGGACUGUAUGUCUCUUCCGUCGGAUGCUGUUUUAUGUCAAUAUGAUAACAUGCACACCGACCUUUUUCGUUCGUGGCCGCUUCUUUUGUCGUGCCGUUAGGUCGCUUCUGUCCCAUAUCCACAGUUCCUGACAAGGACUACACGUGACUGCGGCUCCGUUGGAGCUCUUUGGCGAGCAUUCUCAGUUGCCUGCACUGAUUAUGCGGCCUCUGGCAUCGACAUUCCUCCACCCUACAGUCGCCGGUUGCUAAGGUUCUGUGUCUGAGAUAGUGGCAACUCCUGUGGCUUCCUAAUCGCGUGCCGACAGCGCUUACAUAGGCAAGCAAACUAAAUGUGGCGGGAAAAUGUUGUCUCGCCAUGCGUGGAAUCAAAUCACAAAAACGAUGUGCGACCCACAUUAGCGGCGACACGCUGAAGAGCAACGUCUUUAUUUCCUUGUCACCAAGUCGUAUGGCUGUCGAAAGCUUGCUGCUCUCGACUGGACACACUGCCAGAGUGACCCAGCUCUGAGUCCCUCAGUGUCCCAGCCCGCUGACUGAGACACUCGCCCAGCCUCCCAUGACAUAAUGUCAUGUGGUUACCACGCAGCGAGCUGCUGCUUGAAGAAAGGAGAGAGCGAUUCGACAAAUUUACGUUUUCAAAUGAAAAAUUAGGGUACACUUGUUCUUUUAUCACCAUAUCGACGGGACUGUCGGUCGUGGCAGCUGUGGUCUGAAAACCGCUUCACGAAAUAUUGCGAUCCACGGAACUGUAGCAAUGAAGGGGUCUAUUUUUCGAGCUGCAUGUCUGACCCUGCUCGUGGGAGCCGCUCUUUCGUGCGUCGCGACGGAAUCCAGCGACCCCAAGACUGAGGCUGAUUUCACCGCCACUAUCCCCAAAGGGGGACUCGAAAAGAAUGUGGAGAAAGUCUUUAAUCUCGGUCCGUCUAGCGCUCUUCAAGUCAUUGACGAGACCGACAGUGUCGUUUAUCUGCGCGAAAAAAUCAAGAGCUCAGGUGAGACUGUGGCGGACCGGUUCAGUGCCGCGUAUGAAUAUGAGAAUGGAGCGUGUGGUUUCACAAAGAGGAUCAAAUUCAACGGAGUAUUCCCCGGAUACGCGACGCCUCUCUGGGUUGUCGAGGAGUUGACUUCGGCCACUCGUGCUGCGGCAUCGAAUGCAGGAACCAGCACGUCCACUUCGCCGACAUCUUCUACAUCUGGCCAGGCACAGGAAGAAGAAAGUACCAAACCUCAAGGCCAAGAUGACCACCCUGUAGCUCCGAAUCCCCCGCAUGCGUCUCCUUCAAGCGAAGGUUCGGUUCCCGGUGUGCAGGACCACAUCGGUCAAGAAUAGGAUGCUGACAGAGUUGAAGACGAAGAGGGUCCUAGCUCGCAUCCUCAAGGUCCUUCAGGUGACCACAGCAGCGCAAGUUCGCCAGUUACUCCACCUGGGACUGAUGCUUCAGGACACGCCCAGAACUUACAAGUGGUUUCGGUGCUUCUCCGGAAAAAACACCCGGCUCCGAACCGGGAAAUGGUGGACAUGGUCUCGCGAGCGACAGUAUCCAAGGGCACAACGGUGCUGAGAUCAGACGCUUCGCUGAAACACCUGCAGGGACAGGAGCGUUCUUGACGAUUAUAGUACACUCCGCAACGUGGUGUCUUACAAAUGGAGUAACUGCACUGUCACUUUCUAUUCCUACAGUGGCAACUGCAUUGCUGGCGGUCUCGUAAGUGUGUGUUCGUGUUCACGACCCACAUGGACAAAGAGAGAGAUGAAAAGCAAGGGAGCAGUCCUUGAAUUUGUCUGUAGGUCAGAACAGGUGGCCCAACCGAGGUGAAUCCACAGUAGUGACAGUGCCGUAGAGUCGCGCAAACUCACGGUGGAUCUUUGGUCGUCUCGAAUGCGCUCCUUGUGGGACGACGCCCGUAUAUCCAAUCUCUUCGUUUUUCAGGAAAAAUAACGGGAGGCAUAUUGCAUGGAUUUUGUUUUCGCUGCCAAGUGCUGCUAUUGUUAAUUAAGAACGGUUUCAAAGGCUUCUACCAACUAUCGGUUGUUGCUUCGGUGUUGUGCGACAAAGUCACAAGGAGCUACGUUGUGACACCCUUUCAUUAUGUCGUCGGCACCCUUGAACGCGACUGGGGCUCCAAUUGACAACUGAAGUUUCCUGACGGACUGUGUAGAGAUCGCGUUUUCGUCGUACAGGAAGUGACAGGUCUCAAUAGAUUUGAAUCUGCGCCGUGCACAUCAAAGUGUGGAAGGUAAUGACAGACUAGCCAGUUAGACGAGAUCACCCACACAAGGGCGUGUCAGGCGGGAGUCUACAAUUCGAACAGAGCAGCGUUUGCGUAUAGGAUACUAAACCAAAGUAGUAUGCGCCUACAGCGUGCGAGCAACCACGAACACCAAAUGGGCAUUGAAAUCCAACGCGUUUAGCCGUCAGUAGUGAGGCAGGGUGACC
Messenger RNA from Toxoplasma gondii ME49, 2453 nucleotides. RefSeq names its product Toxoplasma gondii family A protein. The transcript is spliced from 2 exons. NCBI's taxonomy places the organism in Eukaryota, Apicomplexa, Conoidasida, Eucoccidiorida, Sarcocystidae. The record is from RefSeq and is a predicted model, not a curated record. The coding region runs from base 770 to 1345 and encodes 191 amino acids.